AUGUGUCACGAGCACGAAAUUUCUGAUACUAUUUCUCAUCGGGACACCCUUCCUCCCCCAUCAGUCCUGCGACAUGUCGUCGAUGUACAUUGUCAUCCCACCGACUCAGAGAUUCCAGUAAAGUCAAUGGACAAUUUGCCCAUCAUUAUCGGUGCCAUGUCCACUUUUCAGGCGGACCAAGGAUUAGUGCGAGACUUGGCUACUGCAUUCCCAGACAAAGUUGUGCCUUCCUUUGGUUACCAUCCGUGGUUCACGCAUUGGAUCGCAUUGGCACCGUAUGAAUCAAAGGAAAAUCAUUAUAGGCGCAUAUUCAAGGAUGCAGACGAACACCUCGAGGCCUUUCAAAAGUUGCUGGUUCAUCUACCUGAACCAGUAACCCUACGAACCGUUCUGGAAGACGUUCGUCAGAAUUUAAUGGCUUUUCCAAGCGCAAUGCUCGGAGAAGUUGGCAUUGACAGAGCUUUUCGCGUGCCUUACGACUACUUCUCGUCGCCUGGAGAAUUGACGCCUUUCACCGUGCCCUUUGAGCAUCAAUUAGCUAUCCUUGAAGCACAGCUUGAUCUAGCAGCAAAGCUAGGUCGAAACAUCAGCAUGCACAGCGUUAAAUCGCAAAUGGCUACUGUGGAACUCUUGGACCGCAUGGCUGAUAAGCAUGGCGAGCACUGGAUGAAAAUAAGCAUUGAUAUUCACAGCUGCGGCUUUAGCCCGCAAACGUGGCUGUCCAUUGAGAAACGUCAUCCAAAUGUAUUUUUGUCUCUCUCAACGGUUAUCAAUAGUCGGUCUCCAAAUCACCGAGCACUGAUUGCUGCAUGUUCUUCACGUCGUAUCCUCGUUGAAUCAGACUGCCACAAGAUCGAAGACUGUACGCAACGCACUUGGGACAUGGUGCUUAUAGUUGCUGAAGUGAAAGGAUGGCCAGUUGAGUCAUCCUGGGAAGAGGUCGUAGACGAAAGCCAGCAGGGAGCCGUCCGACAUUUGGAAAACAAUUGGAAGGAAUUUGUGCAAGGAAAUCAUACCGGGCUUAGCAAAAUCAUCAAACGAACGACCAGGGAGCGUUAA
Molecule: messenger RNA, 1059 nt
Organism: Suillus plorans
Lineage: Eukaryota; Fungi; Basidiomycota; Agaricomycetes; Boletales; Suillaceae
Exons: 3
Coding region: 1-1059 (352 amino acids)
Molecular function (GO): hydrolase activity, acting on ester bonds
Source: RefSeq, a predicted model, not a curated record